UUCGGGGAAAAUAAAGACAGCGGCUCAUCCUGACUGCGCUCACUGUGUGAAAACGGGAGUUUAACUUUAAAUAAAACCCCUCCGGUGGUCACAGUUUGUCAGAGCAGGUAAAGGAAGACUUCCGCCGGACGCGGAGGACCGUGUCCCCGGGGGACAUCACAUAUUCAGCCCGGUUAUCCUUCCGGUAACUGGGAUUAGCUAACGUUAGCUGUCCGGCUAACAGGCUAACAACAACAACAAGGCUGAGGAGCUGUUUGUUAUCAGAUAUUGAGGACUAUGGCUGAGACCAGCGACAUGAUCGAAGUGACAGUGAAGACUCUGGACUCUCAGAGCAGGAGCUACAGAGUCCGGGCUGAGCUGACUGUGAAGCAGUUUAAGGAGCACAUUGCAUCAUCAGUGGAGAUCCCAGUGGACAAACAGAGGCUCAUCUACCAGGGCAGAGUCCUGCAGGACGACAGGAGGCUGACGGAGUACAAUGUAGACGGGAAAGUGAUCCACCUGGUGGAGCGCGCCCCACCUCAGGCCACCAUGUCUGGCUCUGGUGGUGCAGGUGUUUCCACCGGAGGGGCGGAGGGCAGCAGCCACGCCUCCACCUCCUCCCAGGGUGCACUGCAUGACCGUAACAGCAACAGCUACGUGAUGCUGGGGACCUUCAACCUGCCCGUCAACAUCAUGGACCCUCAGCAGAUCCAGAUGUCUGUCCAGCAGAUGAUGGCAGGAGUCAGUGAGGCUGGGAGGAGCAGCAGGGUCAGCACCAGCUCCGGGAGCAACGGCUCGGUGGAUGUGCAGAUCAACUUGGACCAGUCGGUGCAGAGUGAGCCCAGGAUGAGGCUGCAGCUGGCCGAGAACCUGCUCAGAGACGCUCGAUCCCUGAUCCACAGGCUGGAGGGCGUGUCCAGUGACAGCAGCAGCUCCCUCUCACAGCCAGAGGGAUCUCAGUCCUCUCCUCCUCCCCCACCAUCCUCCACCUCCUCCUCCUCUGACAGAGGUGCUGCAGCAUCACAGCUCAUGGACACCAGCUCUCCUCCUGCUCCAUCAUCCUCCGCCUCCACCCAGACGGAGGGACCGGCCAACACUGGGCCCAAUCACCCGAGUCCAGCGGAGUUUGUGGAGGUUCUGUCUGAGGUCAGGAGGGUGGAGGAGAGGUUACGUCCCUUCAUCGAGAGGACUCACUCCAUCCUCGGAGCAGCCACCUCCGCAGACUACAACAACAACAUCCAGGAGCGAGAGGAGGAUCAGCGCAUUCUCAACCUGGUCGGAGAUGCUCUGCGUCUCCUUGGCAACAGCUUAGUCGUCCUCGGCGACCUACGCUGUAACCUGGCGACCUCUCCUCCACGUCACCUGUAUGUGGUCCGUCCCAUAGCCCACUACAGCCACCCGGUCCUGCUCCAGGCUGGUCUGCCACACAUGCCCAUCCCAGUGAACUUGGGGACGACAGUGACCAUGACGUCUAACGGGAGAGAGGCAGCUGAGGGACAGCGUCAGCCCUCUCAUGUCAUUGGCCAAUCAGAUCAGCAGGCUACAGGUCAGGCCCCGCCUCUUCAGCCCAAUGGGACCAAUCAACAAGGACCAGGGGGACCCAGAGUAAUCCGGAUCACCCACCAGACCAUGGAGCCUGUCGUCAUGAUGCAGAUGAACCUCGAUGGUGAGUCCGCUGCUGGCUCUCAGGUUCCAGGACAGCCAAACGCUGCAGGUACCGGACAGCCUGGACCGACCCCCGUCCACUUCCCAGGUCUGCCCCCAGAGUUCUUGCAGGCCAUUGUGCACCAGAUCUCCCACCAAGCCGCCGCCAUGGCCACCGCAGCCUCAGUGGGCCACCCAGCACAGAUGGUCCCUGGAUCUACACCCAGCGCUGAGGGAAGUGCACAACCGCAGACGCCCCACCCUGCUCAGGCGAGGGUCGUCAUCACCAGACCUUCCUUCUCCCCUCGCAUCCCUCAGCCAGUGGGAAACAGGGGAACCACCAUCAACGUGAGGGCCACGGUGCCCACAGCCGGUCAGCAGCCAGGACAGGGCACCCCUCUGGCUCCCUCCUCCCUCACACAGAUGAUCAGCGGUCUGGUGGGACAGCUCCUGAUGCCGGGGCAGACGGGUGAUCCCAUGUCCACGUCAUCUUCAGCCACCUCUCAGUCCUCCUUCUCUACCUCCUUCUCAUCUGAUACCUCCACCACGUCUCCUCCCCCUCCCUCUGCCAACACCUCCGGACAGACGUCCACCCACACCACCAACACUGCUUCUGUAGGUCAGCCAGCAGAGGGCGGUCCUGAGGGGAAUCUGGUCCAGCUGCUGGCCUCUCUGCUGGGAGGAGCAGCUGGACCAGGAGGUCCCGGCUCUGGACCGGCUCCCUCCAUCACUGUGACGCUGCCGGGGGUGCCCGGCUUCUUCCAGGGCGUGUCGGACUUCACAGCGCCACCAGCCAGUGGUCCCGGCGCCGCAGUCCCCGCUCAGUCCACCGGUCCCGCCCCCCCUCAGGCCGGCAGCGGUGCAGGUGGAGACUCUCUGAGCCCGGAGCUGUUCACUGGCAUCGUGCAGGGAGUGCUGUCCACCAUGAUGAGCUCUCUGGGGGCGCAGCACAGUACCGGAGAGAGCAUCGCCCAGUUCAUCCAGAGACUGUCUCAGACCAGGAACCUGUUCACGCCGGGCUCUGGAGAUGCUGUAGGUUUCUUCGGCGACCUGCUGUCCCUGGUGUGUCAGAGCUUCUCCAUGGUGGACAUGGUGCUGCUGCUCCAUGGGAACGCUCAGCCUCUGAGCCGCAUUCAGCCACAGCUCAACGACUUCUUCACUGAACACUACCUCCAGGGCCGAGAGCCCACUGACGCUAACAUCGCUGCAGCAGCUGAGGACCUCAUCAACGGGCUGGAGGAGUACAUCGCAGAGAGCUUUGCCACAGUGACAGUGCGAGAGGGCGUGGACAUCGUUCAGACCAACGUGUCCUUCCUCAGACAGCAGUUCACACAGAUGGCCUCACACAUCCUGCGCCAUAACGAUCCCACGUUCGGCCCUCGUCUGCUGCUGCUGUGCACUCAGGGUCUGUUCGAGUGUCUGGCUCUGAACCUGUACUGUCUCGGGGGAGAGCAGAGAUCUCUGACCGCCGUCAUCAACCACCGCAUCAGGAGGAUGUCUGCAGAAGUCAACCCCAGUCUGGUCAACUGGCUGACCAGUAUGAUGUCCAUGAGGCUGCACGUCAUCCUGGAACACAACCCAGUGACUGAGGACCAGAUCCAGCACUACAUCAUUUACACACAGGAGCAGUCGACCCAGAGGACGGAGGCUGAGGGGGAGCAGCCGCCAGAGAAUCCGAACAUGGAGAUGGAGGAGAGUUUGUCUCCAGCUGCAGCCACCACAGCAGAGGAGGCCAUGGCUUCAUCAGGUGACGGUGCAGAGAGGGAGGCACCUCACGGAGACAACACCGCCUCAGCAGGGGACGCUCAGUGCCCCGCUGGGGCCCCGACAGGACGGGAGGGGGCGGCCCCUGAGGUGGAGCCGUGGGCUACAGCUGUUCCACCCGAAUGGGUUCCCAUCAUCAGACAUGACAUGCUGUCUCAGAGGAAGAUCAAAGCCCAGCCGCCGCUGUCUGACGCCUACCUGCACGGUAUGCCCGCCAAGAGGAGGAAGACGACACAGUGUGAAGGCCCACACCUGUCUCUGUCAGACGCAGUGAGUCGAGCCGCUCGUGCCACAGGAGCCCUGCCUGUCACCGCUCCAAACAGCCUGCAGGGGGAGCUGGAGAGGCCGGAGCUGCAGGAAGCAUACACCAGACAGGUAAAGAGCGACAUCAAAGAGCGAGUGAGAGACGAUCCAGACUACAACGCUCAGCGAUUCCCCAACACACACCAGGUUUUCUCGAUAGAGGACUCCUAAUCAUCCUCAGCCCGGGAUCAGGACCUGGUCCACAACAGGAUCUGCUCACACUACCUGCAGCACAGAGCUCUGCUUCAUGUAGUGUGGUAACAUCCCACAGCUGCUGACGUCACCUCUCCUGCUUCAGAGUGUGACGUCACCUGCUGUGGUUGGUCAUGAAGGAUGGAAAAGACUGAAGACCCUCCACGACACAUGAUCCGUCACCUCGUGCUAAAACAUUCCCUCUGAGACCUCUGAGAAACUGAUGAUGGAAUAAGUGAAGUGUCAGAGAGGCAAACACUGAAUAUAAGAUCGUCUGACAUCAGCAGCUCAGCACAGAAGAGGACCGGGCCACCGAAACAGAAGAUCUGGAUUCAUCUCAGAACUUGUGUAGAAGCAGUCGGAGCAUUAGAACGUGACACACCACAGAUUAUAGGACCACUUUAAGGGGAAGAAGUGAUACUUUGAAUUAAAGUUGUAAUAUUAUGAGAACAGUCAGGACAGUAGGGAAUUAAGUAUCGUAAUAUUAGCAGAAAUAUGUAAAACAAAAAAAUUAUGAGAUAAACGUUAACAUUUUACUAAGAGAAGUCGCAGUAGUUAAAGAAUGAAGUCUGAAAUAUUCUGAGAAUAUUUAAACAGAGACAGAACUCUGUAAAUGUUGCAUUCAAGGACUGUCAGUAAAUGUAAAAACAGUCACAUACAGUGUAAUCACAUGAAGCGUGGUGUUGUGUGGUGUCCGUCCAUCUGUCUGUUCCUAAAAGGAGUUUAUUUCAAAUUUGGCACAAACGUCCACUUGGACUCUGCGAUUAACUGAAGUUAUGGUGGUCAAAGGUCAAGGUCACUGUAACCUUGUGUCCAACUCAUUCUCAUGACACAAUAUCUCAAGAAGUCCGUGAGGGACUUUCCUUAAAUUUGGCACAAACAUCCAGUCAGACUCAACAUUGAAAUGAUUCGAACUUAGUGGCUGAAGGUCAAAGGUCAAGGUCAGUAUGAUCUCACAAAACGUGUUUUUGGCCAUAAUUCAUGAAUUUUUAAGUCACUGUGACACUGUUCAUUGCAUUCUCGUGAAUGUGGUAUCUCAAGAACACCCUGAAAUGUCUUCAAAUUUGGCACAAACAUCUAUUUAGACUGUAACAAGAACAGAUUAGAUUUUGGUGGUCAAAGGUCAAGGUCAUUGUAACCUUGUGUCCAACUCUUUCUCAUGACACAAUAUUUUAAGAAGUCCUCAAAGGAGUUUCCUCAAAUUUGGCACAAACUUAACGAUGAACUGAUUAAAAUUUGCUGGUCAAAGUUCAAGGUCACGUGAUUUCACAAAACAUGUUUUUGGCCAUAACUCAUGAAUUCAUAAGUCACUGUGACAUUGUCCAUUGCAUUCUUGUGAAUGUGGUAUCUCAACAACACCUCAUGGGAUUUUCUUCAAAUUUGGCACAAACGUCCACCUGGACUCAAGAACAAACAAUUCAAAUUUGGUGACAUCAGCAUAUUCUACAUAAAACACUUGUGGACGUUACUCUGUCACUGCGUCCACCUUCAAACUGUGCUGAUUGUAAAGAUCUGUGCUGUCGGAGCAAAGGUGUGUGUUUUCACAGACAUAGUGGGCGGAGUCAAACAACCACAGGGUGGUAAUUCUACUUUACAUGUAAUGUCUUUAUUCUUAUUUCAAAAUGACUUUGUUCUCCAAAUGUCAGACCUUUGUGUCCUGAUACGCCAUCACACAGAGCAGAUCUUAUGCUACAAACGUAGUUGCAUUAUAAAUGUCUAAAAGGUAAAUGUGUAAAUUGUACAUAGUCGAUGGGCAGUGAUGUCAUAGAGCUUCGCCAGUGGCCAUCAGGCGAGUAGUGUUUCCUGCCGUGGCAUGGCAUCAUGAAUACAGAUAGCUCAUGAUUUUUUUUUUGUAUUUAAGGGCAUUAUCUUCAUCAGUGACGCAGGAUACUACGACCAUGCGUUCAGCUGUAGUGUGAUGCAGCGCCACCCGCUGGUCAGGCCGCGGUGGUGGUAGAAGUUUGUGAUGUUUGUCUGAAGGUGUCGGUAGAGAUUUGUCAAACUGUGAAUGGUGACUGUGCUUGUUAACAACAAUGACCUGCAGUAAAUUAACUUCUAAACAAAUCUUUCUGCAUCGCUUCAUUUACAAGGAAUAUUUAGAGUAACAUGUUGGUUAGAUGUGAUGAACCCUGUGUGUGUACGGUCUGCCCUGAGGGCGGGGCAAGAGAAAAUAUUUGGAGGAUCCAAAAUAUGAAACGAAAAGUUUCAUCCUCUGGGGAGCAUGAAUGUGAUCGGGAUGUUUCCAGGAAACAAGCAACACAAUGAGCAUGUGUGUGUCGUUAAUCUGGUCUGUCAUUGUGAUAUCCUCCCCUGGACUGAAGAAGGUCCACUCAGAGUGACGUCAUCAUCACCAUCCAAAAACAAUAAAUGAAACAAACACUGUU
Epinephelus lanceolatus (giant grouper) is the source of this 6266-nucleotide messenger RNA. The record is from RefSeq and is a predicted model, not a curated record. NCBI's taxonomy places the organism in Eukaryota, Metazoa, Chordata, Actinopteri, Perciformes, Serranidae.